GUCGCUCCGUGUCGCUCACUCGCUCGCUCACUUAGCCAGCCAUCCAGUCAGCCCGCCAGUCGUUCGCUCAGUCACUCACUUAGUCGCUCUGUCACUCACCGAGUCACCCAGUCGCUCAGUCACUCAGCUGGCCACCCACUUACUCGCUCAGUCACUCACUCGCUCAGUCACUCACUUAGUCAUUCAGUCACUCACUUAGUCAUUCAGUCACUCAUUCAGUCGCUCAGUCACUCACUCACUCGGUCACUCACCCAGUUACUCAGUCACUCGCCCAGUCACUCACUCGCCCAGUCACUCACUCGCCCAGUCACUCACCUAGUCACUCAGUCGCUCAGUCACUCACCUGAUCACUCGCUCAGUCACUCACUUGACCUGCUAAAGCAAAGUGUUUAGUAAAAUAGUCGCUCCGUCAACUCCGCGAGUCACUUCAGCCCAGCAAAGAAGUCGGCGUGGAUAUAUUACUACCUGCCCGGGCGACCUAAUAAUCGCGAGGAGGAGAAGACGACGAAGAAGAGGCGAGAGAUUAGAGAGGAGGAGACUCGCCCCUCCGAGUUGCUGAGUUCGGAGAGGGGCGAGGGGCAGGGAGCCACGAUGACUACGCCGAGCUUACCGCCAGCUCUCCUGCUGGGCUGCCUCCUCAUCCAGAUGCUGUGCGUGGGCGGGACUCCGGUCACGUUGCCUCCGUGCACCCAGCCGGGGCCCUGGGGCAUCCGGUGUCUCCCAGGAUGCUUCCUGGAGGAGGAGAGCGGCACCUGCGCCCCAUGCCCGCGCGGCUCCUUCAUGGACCACAUUAACACCAAACACAAGUGCCUCAGGUGCAGAAGCUGUAACGCAGCAGAGGUCGGCUUCGAGGAGGGGCGGCCGUGCGGUGCGCAGGCCGACGCAGAGUGCCGCUGCCGCCCCGGCCUGCACUGCGUGAGCCCCGACUGCCCGCUCUGCCAGGGGCAGCCGCUAUGCCCCCCGGGGCAGCAGCCCGGGCCCCCCCCGGAGCCCAGCUCCUGCACGCCCUGCCCAGCCGGCUCCUACUCCGACUCCACGUCCGCCACGCUGCCCUGCAGGGAGCACACGCGCUGUGAGGAUUCUGGGUUGAGAGCCGUUGCCAAUGGCACGGAGACCACGGACACAAAGUGUGAGGACCGAGGAGCGGCCUACUUCGCAUUUGGAUCGAUUUGGGUGGUGAUGGUGUCGCUGGCGGUGCUGGUGGUGCUCACGGUGCCGGCGGCGGUGGGGCUCUGCUUCGUACUUUACCGCAAAGGCUGCUGCAACAAGGAAAGAGGCAACGCAGCGGAGUUGGACGACAAGGAGGACAGCACGACGCACCUGCAGCCCUCCGACGAGGAGAACGAAGAUGACGCCACCAACGUCGCCAGCGUCGCCAGCGUCGCCAGCGUCGCCAGCGCUGUGGCCCCUCAUGUUUCCAACUUCCUGAUCAACGUGAACACUCACGUCAUGCAACUGGGAGACUGGAAUCGCUGCUCUGUGGACGGACAUGAGCCGGGUUCCUCGGUCACAUAAUCAAUAGGGGGAGCAAACUAAGUCUAACUCACGGUUGGGGGGGGGCAGAUAGAUGACCCCCCCAGGGAAAGCCCCCCCCCCCUCCACACACACACCCGCACCUCGUGAGGGAACAGCAACAGCGUCGUCGGAACUGUCGCGGAUGAAGAAUGCCAGAAGAGGAGCCGAGGAUGAGGAUGAGGCCUUGCUGGUGGCGGUGGAUCGCAGCUUCAGGAGAGGAGCGAUGGACACUGGCCGAAUGAGGGGGGGGGGGCACAAUGGGGGGCCCGCAUCGCAGACUUUCUCGACGACGUCCUCAAGCGUACCGUGGGUACCUCGCCAUCGCUUACUCCCCACCGGGGUUACGAACUUUUACCGUGCGAGGUACACAAAUGUUUUUGGGCUGCGUGGCGAUGCGCUGGUACCCAGGUGGCAGCGCUGGUCCUGACUGCGGCAGUUUCUCUCACGGGGACUCUUUAAAUGGGUGUUUUUCUCACCCGCAAUGCCGUCUUUUACGUUGACAUUUAUUGUACCUGUCGUAUAAUUAAGGGUUGCGAGGAGUGAGGAUUGAACGCGGAAAAGACGAAGGCGACGGUGUUCGGAAGGGGAGGACAUCGAGAAAGAAGUAUAAUGGCGGGAAAGUGGCAAGGUUUGCGAACGUCAAGGAAUUUGUAUAGUUGGGAAGGCUCCGGACAUGGGAAAAUGACCGCGCGGGAGACACGGGAGACACGGGGCGCGAGGAACGCAAAGGCAAAAGGAGGUAUGGCAGCGCUUCAUACAUCUGGAGAAGCAAGCGAAUCGGCACAAGACCAAAGUGACCAUCUGGAGGACGUGUGCGUGUUCAGUACGGCUUUGUACGCCGGCGAGAAUUGGAGGUUUGAACAAAGACUGGCGGAGAUACGAGACUGGCACUCAACAUUGCAUUGCUGCAGAAGGAUGCUGUAUCUAUGCUGGAACCCAACAGUGAACCAACGCAGAAGUGAGAAAAAUGCCUAUAGAUUGAUUUUGGUUAUAUAUAUUCUUUAUACAUCGGUUGUGCGGUUGGGAUUGUAUUUAUCAGAGUAAUCGUGAUGGGGUGGUUGGUACAUCCCGGUGAUUGAUUGAAUUGGCUGUUCGGCGCGAUGUCCGAUGUUUCGAUGCGUGAUGCCCGGCUCAAUAAACCCGCAGCUUCCACCCGACGCAC
Lethenteron reissneri (Far Eastern brook lamprey) is the source of this 2677-nucleotide messenger RNA. RefSeq names its product tumor necrosis factor receptor superfamily member 3-like. Gene Ontology annotation, cellular component: CD40 receptor complex; external side of plasma membrane; membrane. Gene Ontology annotation, molecular function: transmembrane signaling receptor activity; protein binding. Gene Ontology annotation, biological process: immune response-regulating cell surface receptor signaling pathway; immune response; apoptotic process. The record is from RefSeq and is a predicted model, not a curated record. NCBI's taxonomy places the organism in Eukaryota, Metazoa, Chordata, Hyperoartia, Petromyzontiformes, Petromyzontidae.